This is a messenger RNA of Pecten maximus, 3063 nucleotides long. RefSeq lists its product as uncharacterized. The transcript has 5 exons. The coding region runs from base 1300 to 2124 and encodes 274 amino acids. NCBI's taxonomy places the organism in Eukaryota, Metazoa, Mollusca, Bivalvia, Pectinida, Pectinidae. Gene Ontology annotation, molecular function: nucleic acid binding. The record is from RefSeq and is a predicted model, not a curated record.
AAAUAGAACUAACAAUAAAUACAAAUAGAAUAAUAUUUUAAAGUCUAUAAUUCGUUACUUUAUAUUAAGGUUCAAAUGACUGUAUUCCUUAGAAGCUAAAUAACAUUCCAUAUAUCCCGAUACAUAACAGGUACUGAAGCGAUCAUACCAAGUUUCAAACCAGUUUCAAAUUGCUUUCAUUAUUGAAAGUUAUGUACUGAAACGAAACUACAUAUACACUGGCAGUUCACCUUCUCUCACUGUGCAUGUUGAAUGCAUAUUAUCAAGUCGAAUUUAAAAUUAGAUUUCUAUUUUCUAAAAUAAAAAGGCCCUAGGCGAUUGGUGAUGAGUAUUUUUUAGCUGUUGAGGUAAAUGGCUCACAUCCAUGUCAAACAUGCGACUAAAAAAAUACUGUCUUUCUUCCUGGUUUAGCCCUAUCCUUCGCACUGCCUUAUUACUACGAAAUAUUUGUUUGAAAAUGUAGGAUUAAAGCCUUUCGUUGAGGACGAUGUAUGAAUGAAUGUUGUUAAUAAUUAGGACAUUUCAGUAGUGAUUUAAAUUUCCUCGAUGUCUGCGAUCUUCCAGCGGAGGCGUAAGGCACAAAAUCUACGUAUCGACCAGUCUAGACCCGCGCGGAGAACCCUGAAUAAGCACACUGAUAAGGUCAUGCGUUCCGCAAGAGAAUGCGUCUUCUACUUCGUCGACGUUUCAACAAGCAUCAAUCACGACUAAAAAAAAACAUAAAGAAAAAAACAAAAAGAAAAAAAAACCUAAUUGAAAAAGUCCACAAGAUGAUAAAUGUAUAACAGAACACUGAUACAUAAAUACAUAUGAACAAGAAACCUGCAAAACAAGUUUUACAAACCGCUUAUCAGUUUUUGGGGAUUACAAUAACAACUUGAUGCAAGGACAAAUUUUGUCCACGGUAAUUUUCUUCUGUGCAAAUGAAUGGCCUCGAAAUAAUAAUUUCGAAAUUGAGAAUUUUUUGGAGACACUAGGUUAGUCCUAAAUUAAAAACUGACGAUUUACUGAAUCCGAAAAGGCGGAAAAGUUUGAAAUAAAAGAAUAUCUGAUUGUUACUUAGCAACAUGAGUUUGUUUUAUUAAAUAUGAUAAGUUCAUUUAAUACCGAGGAUUUAGUUACUUAAUAUGAAAUGUUGUUAUAAAGUCUUUUAACACAAUGUUUCAUUUGUUUUAUCCCAUUUUAAGUAACAUUAUGUAAGCAUUAUAGGUUCAAAAGCAGGAAUGCUGUCAUCUGUAAAUGGAGAAAUGAGGAAAUUAAGAUAAUCACGUUUUUCAUACGGCAUAUUGAGAAAUCAAAAUGAGUUCUAAACAAUCAGACUUCGGCUUGAUAUUUGACCUCGAGAGAGCACAAACGGAAUUAAGUAUGCUAUUGAAAGAAAAUGUCAUCGGGGUCAGAAUGGAGUCGGGAUAUAAUCCAGAGGAGUCAUCCAACAUGGUAUUGUCACUGAUUAUUAUAAGUCAUGUUUCUGGGAGGGUCUUUGUCUUCGACGUCCUCAGGAAUCCAACUAUACUUCAAACUAAGAGCUUCAAGACUCUCCUGGAAAGCGAAAGGCCAAUAAAGGUGAUGUUCCACCCAGAAAAUGAGUGCAAGUUACUUUGGCGUUCCAACAGAAUUCUUCUUCAUGGUGUUUUCGACCCACAGACGUUAUAUAUGGUAAAAGAAGCCAUACAAAAGAAGUUACCGACAAGAAAACUGGGUAACCAAAGGAAGACCCUUACCGAAAUGUGUCACCUCUACCACGUCGAAUGCCGUUAUGACAAAAAGUUGGUGAAGAAAAUGUUCACAGAAAACCCGUCUCUAUUUAUGGAACGAUCAGACAUGGGUGGUUUGAUGGGUAUUCUCGAAGAAUCUGCAAAAUGCCUCAUACCUCUUUACGAAAAAAUGAAAGGAGAAUUAGAUAUAGCAGUUGUCCAAGAGAAAUACUCUCAGAUGUUGGAGGAAUGUCUGUGUGCUGGUCUGCAGGGUCCGGAUAAAAGACAAUUCGAAAGACAAAAAUUAGAACGGAACUAUUUGGAAACGAAACAGUUUCGAAAGGAACACGGAAAUACAGCUCUUUCGAAAGGGGACAAAUACCUUCUGAGACGAAGCCGCCGCCAUUCUUACUGGGAGCUGUAUCACUAACUUUAAUAUACAAUGUACAUACAUGUACACGUCUUAACACUGCAUGAUUUUUAAAUCGUAGCCUAAUAUGAACUGUUGAUAGUUAUGCUCGUGUAGAUAGUUGUAUAAAUAUCAUGCACAGGAUAGAACAACAACUAUCACCUCACCGACACCAGAUGAGGUAGUCACCAACUACUACAAGGAUACACCGUCUCAAAAUGACCGUAGCUGUUCACGGGGUGGUAAACCCAGCUUACAAAAACAAACCCACGAACCUAUUUAAUUACUGAGUGACAUCCGGCAGCAUUAUACAUUCUAGACAUAAUUUACUCAAUCCGAUUAUGUAAUCAGAGAGUUCCGAUAAACCUAACGAAGAGACUUACAAACCAACCAACCAACCUAUAGCGAUAGCAUCGAGGGAAUUACUGUAUAGUUGGUAAUUUUCGUGGGAUUUUGUUUUCUGUAAUCGCAGUCAUUAUACUUAGCGCGAAAAUAAAUACUCAGCGAAUAUCUAUAGAUAAAAGCAAAUAUAUAGAGGGAACAAUGAACAAUUUAUGUAGUUUUUUUAUAAUCGAGAAUUGAUAUACAUAUAUGAAUAUAAAUGAAUAUAUUGUUUCGUCAAAUAUCACAUGAUAUUGUAGACUAGAUAUAAUGAUAUGCGUAUAUACAUUUUACUUUAUACAUUAUAUAGGAACAGUGAAGUAGCUUCAACAGCAAGGACAGCGAUUGUUAAGUUUUUUUAGUAUUUGUUGUUUUUAAUUAUUUUUCAGAUAACGGAAUAUUACAGAUAAAUCGAAUUACUGUAACGUGAUUUGGUCUUUAUUUUCUUUUUUUUUUUGUAUUUUUUGCAUGUUUUAUAUAUAUAUAUUUACGUUGAGAGGACUUCUUUUCAAAAAAUCCCUGAUCAUACAAUAUGUUUGAUGAUUUAAUCUAUUGUGUAUAAAAUUGUUUUAAAAAUGA